AGCGCUAUUUCACAUUUUUAAGGCAAAACAAUCGGUGUUUUGAAGGCCCUGGCAGUGCCGCGGGGGCAGAUCCGGUGGAUUAUAAUCAGCAUGGACAAAUGGGGGAAAGAGGACUUUUGAAGCGCGGCGCACAGUCCUGAUGCUCUAGCGUUACGCAUUUAUUUUACUGUGAGCGCCUUUUUCUCCCCCCUCCCUCCCUCUCUCUCUCCUGUUUGAAUCACUCGCUGCUGCAUCUCAACAUUGCAAAAAAGUCAAAUAUCUGUGGAUAAGGAACAGAGCAGGGUGUUGUCAGAGAGGGAUGAGAGGAGGAGGGGGGCAGUAUGAGGUGUGCUUUUUUUGGAAAAGCCGGAGAAAGACGGACACCGAGAAGGUGCACUGAUGUGCCUGCGACGCGUUACCCUCCUGAGAAAUAAUCGCGAUCAGGGAAGAAAUGGCCUAGUUAAAAAAGCUCAUCGACGCGCCGGCUGAGGAUAGAAAAGAAGAAUCGUGCUUUAGAUGGACGGGCCGUCAUCAUCGUCAUCAUCAUAAUUCUCGCAUCGAGUCUUUUUAGGUGUAAUUUGCGUGCUGACUGCAGCUCUGGACCCAUCAGGAGUUCCAAGGAGGAAGACGGAUGAGACCACAGAGUCUACCUGAGAAUGCUACCUGUCCCUCCGCCUCACCAUGUCACCCUAAGAAAACUGCUGACCUGUCCCCGUCCACAAAUCCUCUUUUUUCCUUUGUUAUCUCCCAUAACCCACUGAGUUUGUGAUCCCUCUCUACACCCAGCUGAAGUCCUAGUGAUAUGGCUAAAAGAGCCUUUAUUUUGGACAUGUUGUUUUUUCCUCUCAAUGCUGCCAGCCACCAUGGCUAUGGUGGGAAGCGGCAUUAUACUUCUCAGCAGGUUGCUAAUCACUGUCUGCUGUGGCUCUGGGGACUCGUGCUACACCUCACCCUGUCCUCAUGCCAGCGGGUUGACCUGAAACACCCCAUAGUGUCCACAGGCUAUGGAAAGGUCCGUGGCAUCAGGAAGGAGCUCAACAAUGAGAUCUUGGGCCCUGUGGAACAGUACUUAGGUGUGCCGUAUGCCACUGCACCGAUCGGCGAGCGCCGCUUCCAGCCUCCUGAAGCUCCAGGCUCCUGGCAAGAGAUCCGCAAUGCCACCCAUUUCGCACCAGUGUGUCCCCAGAAUGUGCAUGGGGUUUUACCGGAGAUCAUGCUACCAGUGUGGUUCACAGAUAACCUGGAUGCUGCAGCGACCUAUGUUCAGAACCAGAGUGAGGACUGCCUUUACCUCAACAUCUAUGUACCCACUGAAGACGGUCCGCUCACAAAAAAACAUGAUGAGUCUUCAAUGAACAGACCGAGGGAUGAAGAUAUCCGGGAUCGUCGUAAGAAGCCUGUGAUGCUGUUCAUUCACGGAGGCUCCUACAUGGAGGGCUCAGGGAACAUGUUUGAUGGCAGCGUCCUCGCUGCCUAUGGAAACGUCAUCGUGGUGACCAUGAAUUAUCGGCUUGGUGUGCUCGGCUUCCUGAGCACAGGGGACCAGUCUGCGAAGGGGAACUAUGGCUUGUUGGACCAGAUCCAGGCCCUGCGCUGGCUCAAUGAAAACAUUGGCCACUUUGGAGGAGACCCAGAGAGAAUCACCAUCUUUGGCUCGGGAGCCGGUGCCGCCUGUGUGAACCUUCUUAUCCUCUCCCACCACUCCGAGGGCCUGUUCCAGAGGGCCAUCGCUCAGAGCGGCUCGGCCAUCUCCAGCUGGGCGGUCAACUACCGACCGAUGAUGUACACCAAGAUCCUGGCGAGGAAGGUGGGCUGCACUCUGGGGGACAUGGCAGAGCUGGUGGACUGCUUGAGGAGGAAGAGUUUCCGGGAGCUGGUGGACCAAGACAUCCAGCCUGCACGCUACCACAUCGCCUUCGGACCCGUGGUAGACGGGGACGUGGUACCCGAUGACCCUGAGAUCCUCAUGCAGCAGGGCGAGUUCCUGAACUACGACAUACUGCUGGGUGUCAACCAGGGAGAGGGCCUCAAAUUUGUGGAUGACAGUGAAGGAGAAGACGGGAUAUCAGCAGCCUCUUUUGACUACACCAUCUCCAACUUUGUGGACAAUCUGUAUGGAUACCCUGAUGGUAAAGACAUCCUAAGGGAGACCAUAAAGUUCAUGUACACAGACUGGGCUGACAGGGACAACAGUGACAUGCGGAGGAAGACCCUCCUGGCUCUGUUCACAGACCAUCAAUGGGUGGCCCCGGCUGUCGCCACUGCCAAACUACAUGCUGAGUUCCAGUCGCCGGUCUAUUUCUAUACCUUUCACCACCACUGUCAGACGGAGGCGAGGCCUGACUGGGCAGACGCAGCCCACGGAGAUGAGAUCCCCUAUGUGUUUGGGAUUCCCAUGGUGGGAGCCACUGACCUUUUCCCCUGUAACUUCUCCAAGAACGAUGUAAUGCUCAGUGCCGUAGUCAUGACAUACUGGACCAACUUUGCCAAGACAGGGGAUCCCAACCUCCCAGUUCCUCAGGACACCACGUUUAUCCACACUAAGCCCAACCGCUUCGAGGAGGUCAUCUGGACCAAGUUCAGCUCCAAAGACAAGCAGUACCUGCAUAUCGGCCUGAAGCCUCGCGUCAGAGACAACUAUCGGGCCAACAAGGUGGCCUUCUGGCUGGAGCUGGUGCCACACCUCCACAGCCUCCACAAGGAAAUCAUCAGCUCCAUCACAACUCGACUGCCGCCCGGAGGCCCCAACCGCUGGAAGCCCGUCGGUGGCGGUGGCACACGCUCCACACGACCCGCAAUCUCCACCUACCCGCCUGAUCCUGAGCCCGAUGGUUCAGAGAGGCCCCGCUAUUCUCCCUUCCCUGACGAGACAAGGGACUACUCUACCGAGCUGAGUGUGACAGUCGCUGUGGGCGCCUCACUUCUUUUCCUAAACGUGCUGGCCUUCGCCGCACUUUACUACAAACGGGAUAAGCGCCACGAACUCAUGCAGAGACGCCACCGCCGACUGUCCCCGCAGCGCGGCACGACGAUGGGCAUGGGUGUUGGCAUGGGAGUAGUAGGGGCCCCACCGCACAAUGACCUGGCGCUGAGUCAGGAGGAGGAGCUCAUGUCGCUGCAGAUGAAGCAGCAGAGAGUGGAGCUGGAACAUGGCACGCCCCUACCGUCCCGCGGCGUCCACGGAGACCUGGAACCCCUGCGGCCUCCAGUGUGCCCACCCGACUACACGCUGGCCCUGCGACGGGCGCCGGAGGACGUGCCACUGAUGACAGCCAAUACCAUCACCAUGAUCCCCAGCACCAUCAGCAGCAUGCAGCCCCUCCACCCGUUCAACACUUACCCCCCUGUCCCGGCCCCGUCCACCACACCCGUCCCCAGCCACAGCAACAAUGCCCUGCCACACCAACACUCCACCACCCGCGUAUAGGACCAGGCACAACCUCUGCUACCCGACUCUGGGCUUACAGAGACGCACCACACAAACUGCUCCAUCCAAACUCCACCCUCAUCACCCUCUUUCCUUCUUUACUAUUGUCUUUUCUCAUUAAGCCCUCAAAUAAAGCUGCAGUUUGGAAGAUUUUAAGCAGUGAAAUACCUCUAAAGUGUAAUCAUAAGUCAAGGGGGAGUUGAUUUUAAAAGCCCGGUCCAUUCUGCUUCGCCCCGUUUAAGCUCUUUGAAUAUUUCGUGCUUAGGUGAGCCACUGAACGCAGCUUUAAGCUCUCUCUCUCCAAGAGGUACGGAGCUGAUCGCAAUCAGUCUUCUGUGUAGCUCGGUUGUUUUGCACAUGUG
This is a messenger RNA of Plectropomus leopardus (leopard coralgrouper), 3768 nucleotides long. RefSeq names its product neuroligin 2b (gene nlgn2b). Gene Ontology annotation, molecular function: neurexin family protein binding. Gene Ontology annotation, cellular component: membrane. Lineage: Eukaryota; Metazoa; Chordata; Actinopteri; Perciformes; Serranidae. The record is from RefSeq and is a predicted model, not a curated record.